Molecule: messenger RNA, 435 nt
Organism: Dunckerocampus dactyliophorus (ringed pipefish)
Lineage: Eukaryota; Metazoa; Chordata; Actinopteri; Syngnathiformes; Syngnathidae
Gene: rpl36a
Product: ribosomal protein L36A
Exons: 5
Coding region: 55-375 (106 amino acids)
Biological process (GO): translation
Cellular component (GO): ribosome; cytosolic large ribosomal subunit
Molecular function (GO): structural constituent of ribosome
Source: RefSeq, a predicted model, not a curated record
AGAAGUGCUUCCGGGGCUUUACUUCCUCUUUUCCUUCUGCAUCGGGUCGCGAACAUGGUGAACGUCCCGAAGACCCGCAGGACUUACUGCAAAAAGUGCAAGAAGCACCAACCCCACAAGGUUACCCAGUACAAAAAGGGCAAGGAUUCCCUCUAUGCACAGGGUAAGAGGAGAUACGACAGGAAGCAGAGCGGCUACGGUGGUCAAACAAAGCCCAUCUUCCGUAAAAAGGCUAAAACAACAAAGAAAAUUGUGUUGAGGCUUGAGUGUGUGGAGCCCAACUGCAGAUCAAAGAGAAUGCUGGCCAUCAAGAGAUGCAAGCACUUUGAGUUGGGUGGUGACAAGAAGAGAAAGGGCCAGGUCAUCCAGUUCUAAGCUGUGGCCCAGUCUUCUGAAUGAAGUACACAUUUUCAAUAAAGGUGUUAAAAUUUGGAA